Messenger RNA from Pocillopora verrucosa, 770 nucleotides. Lineage: Eukaryota; Metazoa; Cnidaria; Anthozoa; Scleractinia; Pocilloporidae. The record is from RefSeq and is a predicted model, not a curated record.
UGGCUCAGUUAUGACUUGGCAAAAAUGGCGGACGAAUGCAUUAAAACAGCGAACCUACCGGCAAACAUGAAAUUGUUCGUGUUUGAUCUCGCAGGCACAACUGUAGAUGACUCGAUUGAGGGUGUACCACUUGUGGCUAUUGCAAUGAAAGAAGCUUUCCACAAAAAUGGUGACAAAAUCGACGUAAGCUUAGUCAACAAAUACCGUGGAAUGGAGAAGAGAGACGCAAUUCAGAGUAUCUUGAACGAACUGCACGAGUUAAACGGGUCAAACAACAGUUCAUCUAACAUCAGCGUUGAUGGUUUAUUUGAGGAUUUCAAAUUCUUUCUGAAUCAGAAUUUGUCAUCGAUUAAAAACGAAAUCGCAGGAACGACUGAAGUUUUUCAGAAGUUGAAAUCCACAGGGGCCAAGAUUGCCGUUGGCAGCGGCUUCCCGCAUAGUGUCGUUGAAACUAUCACACAUACCUUGAACUGGUCCAGCCUGGUCGAUUUUGUUUGUAGUGCGGAGAAAGCGGGGCAUGGAAGGCCUCAUCCUGCAAUGAUCCAUUCUGCUAUGAAAUUUUGUAACGUAAAAGAUCCACGAUCCGUUGUCAAAGUUGGGGACACUAAGGUAGAUGUUGAAGAAGGAAAGAACGCUGGCUGUUGGACGAUCUCAGUGUUAACUGGGACACAGAGUAGAGAGUUUAUUUCAGAGAGUAAACCGGAUUUUAUCAUCAAUAGCAUUGCUGAUUUACCCGAUCUAUUAUCAAACGGAACAUGACAUUUAUGAUC